AGCAGUAGCUGACGUGCAGUUUGGCCCCAUGAGAUUUCAUCAAGAUCAACUUCAGGUACUUUUAGUGUUUACCAAAGAAGAUAGCCAGUAUAAUGGAUUCUGUAAGGCGUGUGAAAAGGCGGGGUUUAAGUGUACAGUCACUAAGGAGCCUCAGGCUGUGCUUGCCUGCUUCCUGGACAAACAUCAUGAUAUCAUCAUCAUAGACCACAGAUAUCCCCGACAGCUGGACGCAGAUGCUCUGUGCAGGUCCAUCAGAUCAUCAAAACUCUCAGAAAACACAGUUAUUAUUGGUGUUGUACGCAGGGGGGAUAGAGAAGAAUCAUCUGUAAUGCCCCUCAUUGCUGCUGGCUUUACAAGGAGAUAUGUAGAAAACCCCAGCGUCAUGGCCUGUUACAAUGAGCUGAUACAGCUGGAGUAUGGAGAGGUGCGAUCACAACUGAAACUCAGGGCUUGUAACUCAGUAUUCACUGCAUUAGAGAAAAGUCAAGAAGCAAUUGAAAUUACAAGUGAAGACCACAUUAUACAGUAUGCAAAUCCUGCAUUUGAAACAACUAUGGGCUAUCAGUCAGGUGAAUUAAUAGGAAAGGAGUUAGCUCAAGUGCCUAUAAAUGAAAAAAAGGCCGACUUACUUGAUACUAUAAAUUCAUACAUCAGGAUUGGCAAGGAGUGGCAAGGAAUUUACUGCGCCAAAAAGAAAAAUGGAGAUAAUAUACAACAAAAUGUGAAGAUAAUACCUGUCAUUGGACAGGGAGGAAAAAUUAGACACUAUGUGUCCAUUAUCAGAGUGUGCAAUGGCAACAAUAAGGCUGAGAAAAUAGCUGAAUGUGUUCAGUCUGACAGUCUUACAGAUACGCAGACAGGCAAACUUACUAAAGACAGGAGAAAAGACUUCCUAGAUGUCAGACCACUUGCCCCACGACCAAGUGAAGUUGCCACCCAGAGACGACACUCCUCUGUGACCCGGAUACAUUCCAUGACGAUUGACGCACCCAUCACCAAGGUAAUCAGUAUUAUUAAUACUGCCCAAGAAAGCAGUCCUGUGGCUGUAACUGAAGCCUUAGACCAUGUGCUGGAAAUUCUAAGAACCACUGAAUUAUAUUCACCACAGUUUGAUACUAAGGAUGAUGAUCCUCAUGCCAAUGACCUCAUUGGGGGCUUAAUGUGUGAUGGUUUGCGAAGACUAUCAGGAAAUGACUGUGUUCUUUCACCAGAGAACCUUCACCAGGUUUCAAGCAGGAUAGUCAAUUCCGUCCCCCUUCAUGACAUCCCACCGCGGAUAACUCAAACCAUGGAAAAUGAGGAGUUCUGGGACUUUGAUAUUUUUGAACUAGAGGCUGCCACCCAAAAAAGGCCUUUGGUUUAUCUUGGUCUCAAAAUAUUUGCUCGCUUUGGAAUUUGUGAAUUCUUAAACUGUUCUGAGUCAACGCUUAGAUCAUGGUUACAAAUUAUUGAAACCAAUUAUCAUUCUUCUAACCCUUACCACAAUUCUACACAUGCUGCUGAUGUGCUGCACGCAACAGCCUAUUUUCUGUCCAGAGAGAGGAUAAAGCAAACUUUAGAUCCAGUUGAUGAGGUUGCUGCCCUCCUUGCAGCCACCAUUCAUGACGUGGAUCACCCUGGAAGAACCAACUCUUUUUUGUGUAAUGCGGAAAGUGAGCUGGCCAUUUUGUAUAAUGACACUGCUGUCCUGGAAAGCCACCAUGCAGCCCUGGGCUUCCAGCUGACCAUUCAAGAUGAUAAAUGUAAUAUCUUUAAAAACAUGGAGAGGAAUGACUAUCGGAUGCUACGCCAAGGUAUUAUUGACAUGGUCCUAGCCACAGAGAUGACAAAGCACUUUGAGCAUGUCAACAAGUUUGUCAACAGUGUCAACAAGCCCCUGGCAUUACUAGAAGAAAACAAGGAAACUGAUAAAGAUCAAGAAGCAAUAAACUCUAUGCUCAGGACACCAGAGAACCGGACUCUGAUCAAACGAAUGCUAAUUAAGUGUGCUGAUGUGUCCAAUCCUUGUCGAUCCCUGGAGUUCUGCAUUGAGUGGGCUGCUCGUAUCUCAGAAGAAUAUUUCUCUCAGACUGAUGAAGAGAAGCAGAAAGGCUUACCUGUGGUGAUGCCAGUUUUUGACAGAAACACCUGCAGCAUCCCCAAAUCCCAGAUCUCUUUUAUUGACUACUUCAUCACAGACAUGUUUGACUCUUGGGACGCCUUGCUUGACCUGCCGGAUUUAAUGCAGCACCUUGACAACAACUUUAAGUACUGGAAAGGACUGGAUGAAAUGAAGCUGUGCAGCGUCCGACCACCUCCCCAGUAGCACACCACUGCCUAGGCCCUAAAGCUUUGUCCCUUAGGUCAUUUUGGAAAACCUGAGGACAGCUAGAGUUCUUGGUCCUUUCCAUACUAGGCAGAACUAUCCUCAGGUCUGCAUAUCCUGUGAGAAAACACAUGGGGACAUCAGUACCUUCUACAGUCACAGUCCGAUGCCACUGCCAUAAAGUGCAGCUUUACCACUGUAGCUUGGGCCUCUUGCAGGGCCUUUUCAGAAAGUCACAUGAGAAACCUGUUUUGCAUCAGCACUGUAUCAAAACACAAGGCCAGGAGUACCCCUGCAAAGGAUAUUGAUGAGUUUCUUGCUGGUAACAGAGAAUGUCUUAUUGCAAGCAAUUUCUUUCAAUUAUGUUUAGCACUUAAGAACACCUAAUGGCAAUCGGAUCUUCAGCAACUUCUUUCACAUCAUAGAAGGUACAGUCACUCACUCUGGAACACUACUGAAAGUGACUUCUCUUAAAAUUGAAUAGCAAAUGAAAAAAUACAAAGAAAUGUUGAAGUUGAUUAUUAAUAUCAAUUAUUAAAAUGUUCUAUUUAUUAGAAGUUCAAUAUUUUCUAUGAAUUUAAAAAUGCUUCACAGCCAAAGCCAACUUUAAAUACCAUGACCAAUUUACAUGAUUCAUAUUCAUUAAAUAUGCAAUACUUGGUGUACAGACUUAUUUUCAUAAUGCAAAUUUAAAAUUAUAAAAUGAUGCAUUUUUACUGCAUUAUAGAAAUAUUUGUGUAUGUUAAACUCUUUCAUGAUCAAUGCUAAUUAGAAAAGCUGUUUUGUUGGUGGGACUUACUCUUAAGAGGAAAAGAACUGUUUUUACCACACAGAAACCAGAACUCUGAAACAGAGCUAGAUGACUGAUGAGCUUCACAGAUGACUCCCCAAGGUAAAAUUAAAAUUUUCUUAGUUUGCAAAGAAAAGUUAGGACUUUCAUUCUAAAAUUUUAUAACUGAAUUUGUGAAACUCUGCCUUAUUUUAUACAGUGUUCCUAUUAAAUAUUCCCUGUAAAAACAAAGAGCAAAAAUAGAAUAUUUAAUGAAUUGACAUUUUAUAACCAACUUGUUUUCAUCUGUGGUGGGAAUCUUUGAUUCCAGAAAUUUAUAAAGAUUCCAUAUCUUGAAUAAGUGUAAUAUUAAAAAUGAUACUUGGUUACAUUUCUAAGUGCUUGUCAGUUUCAUUUUAAAUUUGUAUUUGUUAUUUUCCAGAUAAAAAUAAAUUAAACUUUGUUUUUAAG
Molecule: messenger RNA, 3545 nt
Organism: Orycteropus afer afer
Lineage: Eukaryota; Metazoa; Chordata; Mammalia; Tubulidentata; Orycteropodidae
Gene: PDE8A
Product: phosphodiesterase 8A
Biological process (GO): cellular response to epidermal growth factor stimulus; positive regulation of ERK1 and ERK2 cascade; signal transduction
Molecular function (GO): 3',5'-cyclic-AMP phosphodiesterase activity
Source: RefSeq, a predicted model, not a curated record